AUGCAUUUCAAAAGUGCUGUUCUCCUUUGCGCGUUGUACUUCGUAGCCAAGACACAGAGCAUUGGAUUCGACCAGAGAGAAAUCGAAGAAUUAAAUGCUCUGUUUAUUCAGCACAAAGAUCCUAUAACGGGUAUACUUCCUAACGAUGUGAUUAAUAGUUACUUAAAGAACGUGGGCUAUACAGGCGGUGUCGAACAAUUUAAAGAAGGAUUUGUGCUUAACAAUGAAACCAUGCCGGACUUUUUGAUAAUGCUGGCCGAUCAUAUUAAGAUACCUGACAGCUUGAUGCAAGUAUGUUUAACAACAUAUGAAGUAAGACUUUUUGUGGGAUGGUUCAAAGUACAAAAUGAAAGAGGUAAAAAAAACGGGCAUCUUACCGGAGCUGAAAUAUAUGACAUACUUAAUGACCAGCCUAAAAUAAUUAAGAACUAUAAUAAUACUAUAAAGACAGAAUUUAAAGAUGAAAACGCAAUAAAUGUACUACAGUACUUGACGGCAAUAAUGAAACAUAAAAAAGAAAACUUUCGUCAACACCUGAACAAGAAGCAGAUAGACAAAUGCCGCGCUUUGUAUGACAGUUCUAAAGAUCACCUUGAUAGUGUUAAACAAAAAGCCUUAUUUAAAUCGUUAAAUCUUGUUUCCGAAGAGUAUGAUUAUUUAUUGGAUUUCGAUCACGUCCGACCCGCCGCUCAUGAGCUACAAGAGCUUUUGGUAUUUUAUUCGGAAUAUGAUGAGGAUUUCGACAGUGAAGCACCUUUUACAACUAACGUUGGGCAGUUUAUGUGGGAAUUCGCUAAACUGUAUGACAAAAACCAUGAUGGUUUGCUCAACAUUCAGGAGGAGCUUUUAAAAUUCGCAAAAACUUAUACCACAGAAUCUUUUUACGGCAAGAUUGAAGCCUUUUUGGAGGAGUUUCAUCCUGACCGGUCUCGUCCGAUGUGCCCUGCUAUGUUCAUGGAGAUGCAAAUAACUUUGCAGCCAGAUUACAACUCGAUGGAUAUUAGCAGAAUUGUAAAUGACAUGUGGAGUAAAAAGAGAAAUACAUAG
Molecule: messenger RNA, 1047 nt
Organism: Adelges cooleyi (spruce gall adelgid)
Lineage: Eukaryota; Metazoa; Arthropoda; Insecta; Hemiptera; Adelgidae
Exons: 9
Coding region: 1-1047 (348 amino acids)
Source: RefSeq, a predicted model, not a curated record